Xenopus tropicalis (tropical clawed frog) is the source of this 1156-nucleotide messenger RNA. RefSeq names its product pseudouridine synthase 10 (gene pus10). The record is from RefSeq and is marked validated. Lineage: Eukaryota; Metazoa; Chordata; Amphibia; Anura; Pipidae.
GUUUUGCGUUCCGUUUAUUUACACACCUAUAGUUUUACUUUUGUUUUUAACUAGAUACCACUGUCUGUCUGUUAUAUUUGGAGAGAAAUAACAGAGACUAGGCCUGGUUAUUAAAUAGGCCACACUGUAGAGGCCACUUCUGCCGAGUGUCGGUACAGGAGAGGCAAGUCUGAAACACGUGUGUCUGACACACUGCUUCUCUUUCUGUUUUUACCUUUUAAAAGGUAUCUGAAAUUAAUUAGAAUUGUCGGAUUUGUAAGUCUUCUGUGCCCUUAGUGAGCAGUUUCUGUGAGGACAAAGAUCAGUGAUCAUGCUUCUUAUAGAAGAAAAGUAUAGAUCAGUUGCUCAGUUGUUACUAUCCUCUGGUACCUGUUCACGUUGUGUCCUCCGCUUCUGCCGUGUUGGGUCUCCAGCUCCUUACAGGCUUCCAUACAAGGAGGUAACUAACGAGCUGCAGAAGUACCUGUCACAGGGUGAUCCAGCUGGAGAAAAUGAUGCUCCGCCUAACAAGAAAGUCAAGCUUGAAGACACCACUUCAAAUGAACAUGUGGGGAACAGUGAGGAUGUUAAUGGUUCUCAGGUUGUAGGAAUCUGUACUCUGUGCUUAGGAAUACUUCAACAGUUCUGUGAACCAGAGUUUAUUAAAAAGGUGUUUGUGAAAAUAAAUUCCGCUGGCUAUGAAUUGAAAGAUUUUGUUUUCUCAGUAUCUUUGCCUGCACAGCUUUCAGUCCGAGAGGUAAAGUUUUAUCUCAUUUUUAUUUCCUGUAUUGCUGUAACUAGGUUAAAUUUCCUGACAACAUGGUUUUAAGAAUUGCCAUAUACCUACCUAUACAUAGAUGUCAUAAUUAUGAUAAAGGUGUAUCUUCCAUUUUUUAAACAAACAGGGAGAAAUAAGAGCACAAAUUGUGUGCACAGAACAUUUUAUCUCUGUAUUCCUUUAUAUAGUAAGUGACUUGAGAUUUUCUCACUUCUUCUUUUUGUACGGGGAACAUUUUCAGAACAAUAACAAAUUGGGGGUUAAACAGUCCCUGGGAUUAAGAUUUUUUUUCCCCAAAUGUUGAUAUAUAUGCCUCUUUGUUUACAAAGUUAGUCAUCUUGCUGAAGGGUUUCUCAGGAGAUGAAGCAUCUGCUCUGUUAAUAAAAUAUUUGGAUCAAA